ACUUCCUGUUCAGGGCUUUCGCCUUCAACAAAGAUGGUGCUUAUGGUACAGGUUCCCUAACAGUCUGGAUUCCGGUUGCGGUUUCUUUCUUUCUUUCUUUUUUUUUUUUUAAUAUACGUGUUUGCAGACGGAGAAAUGGAGGCUAGAGACAAGCAAGUGCUUCGCUCCCUUCGCCUGGAGCUGGGUGCGGAGGUACUGGUGGAGGGACUGGUUCUUCAGUAUCUUUACCAGGAAGGGGUCCUGACAGAAAACCAUGUUCAAGAAAUCAAAGCUCAAGCCACAGGCCUCCGGAAAACAAUGCUGCUGCUGGAUAUCCUACCUUCCAGAGGUCCUAAAGCAUUUGAUGCAUUCCUAGAUUCCUUGCAGGAAUUUCCCUGGGUUAGGGAGAAGCUGGAGAAGGCAAGGGAAGAAGCCAUAAUUGAGCAGCCUGCAGAUGACCAGAUGACUGGUAUCCCCCCGCACAUCCUCAACAGCUCCCCAUCCGACCAGCAGAUCAACCAGCUGGCUCAGAGGCUGGGCCCUGAGUGGGAGCCUGUGGUGCUGUCUCUGGGCCUGUCCCAGACGGAUAUCUACCGCUGUAAGGCCAACCACCCCCACAACGUGCAGUCGCAGAUGGUGGAGGCCUUCAUCCGCUGGAGGCAGCGCUAUGGGAAGCAGGCCACCUUCCGGAGCUUGCACAGAGGCCUCCAGGCCAUGGAGGCGGACCCCUCGGUGCUCCAGCACAUGUUGGAGUGAUGGGGUCUCCCUCCAUCAACCCAUGGGGGAGUGUGUCCCCAAGUUGCGUGUGUGGAAUCCUGACUUUCUCCCAGGGCAGGUAGUUUUGGGGGCUUUGGCGGGGUGGGGGAGGGUUCUUUUUAAUGAUCUGUAGAUGAAUGGAGAAAAUGGGAUUUCCAGUUGAUGUUACCUUAAAGGCCAGAUUACUCAGUAGCUCUACCACAUUGACUUGGCAGUUCAUUAUUUUUAAUUGCUUGAAGAUUGAAUUGUUUUAAUUGUGCAGGUUUUAAUUGUGUGAGUGCCCUUUAAUAAACUGGUAAAUCAUAA
Molecule: messenger RNA, 1041 nt
Organism: Callorhinus ursinus (northern fur seal)
Lineage: Eukaryota; Metazoa; Chordata; Mammalia; Carnivora; Otariidae
Gene: CRADD
Product: CASP2 and RIPK1 domain containing adaptor with death domain
Biological process (GO): positive regulation of apoptotic signaling pathway; cellular response to mechanical stimulus
Cellular component (GO): cytoplasm
Molecular function (GO): death domain binding; protease binding
Source: RefSeq, a predicted model, not a curated record